GGAUCAAUGCCCGUGAUUUUUAGAUUAAAACACUUUAGCAUAGAGAACUGCCACAUCCAAAAUGCCUUUGUUGUAUUGCUGUAAUUUGAAACGUUGUUUUCACAAAUGCUCUGCUAUGUUUGGUACGUUGUUAUUGGCCUUUGGGACGCUCACCCUUUACCAAACAUUCCCGACAAUGCAAUUGAAUUUCACCAAUCCAACGGAGCAAGCUUCUUUCUACUGGGACAUUCUACUGGAUUCAGAGUCUUUAACAGGCGCACAGCUUUUGAAAUACGCCAUGUGGACGAACCGCUCAUCGUGUAAGUUGGCUCACGACUUCGGAGGGCUCAUACUUGGUAAUCCUUCAGGAAUCGAUGGACAAAAAACGGUCUGUAUCGAUCGUGAAGUGGCUCCCGAUCCCGAUGAGUGCCUCGUCUAUUCUUUCGGGAUCAACAACGAAUGGUCGUUUGACGAAGAGAUUCACAAUUAUGGAUGUGAAGUCUUCUCUUUCGAUCCUUCGAUGGGAUUCGAUCAUCACGACCACAGUCCCGGCAUCCAUUUUUACAAUUGGGGACUCGGCGAUAAGGACGAGACAUCUGAAGAAGGAUGGGCCAUUCGAUCGCUGACGUCAAUCUACAAUAACCUGACAGCUCGUCACGGCAAGAGGAUCAUCGAUUACUUGAAGAUUGAUGUCGAAUGGGCUGAGUGGAAAGCCCUGCCGGAAAUGAUAGCGACUGGGAUGCUGUCCAAAGUGCGUCAAUUAGGAAUAGAGAUUCAUUUCGGGGCAGAUGAAACGAUGGCUAAGAAUCGCGAAUGGGCCAAACUGUUGAGAUCGAUCGAGAAAAUGGGAAUGGUCCGAUUCGAUUCGAAAUACAAUCCAUGGUCGAUCACGAACUUCACGGAGAUCGCGUUGUUUAACGUGCCUUUUGCAUACGAAAUUGCGUGGUAUAAUAGCAAACUGUUGCGCGUUUCGAAUUAAUGCCUCUGAUUUACCGUGAAAGCCAAAAUACAUGACGACAUACACGUUUAA
Molecule: messenger RNA, 1009 nt
Organism: Daphnia carinata
Lineage: Eukaryota; Metazoa; Arthropoda; Branchiopoda; Diplostraca; Daphniidae
Product: probable methyltransferase-like protein 24
Exons: 1
Coding region: 62-958 (298 amino acids)
Molecular function (GO): S-adenosylmethionine-dependent methyltransferase activity
Source: RefSeq, a predicted model, not a curated record